AUGAUACUAUUAGAAAAUUAGGUUUCAUUUUCUUGUUAUAUUUGCAUUGCUGUUUGCAAAGUAAUUAAUGAUACAUAUAAAAUUUUAGUACAUAAAAUUAUCCUGAGUAUCGAAUAGCCAACUCAUAUUUUGCUUGAUAAUGCAGACGGUAUGUACAGAUUCUUUACAUGCAGAUCUUAAGAUCAUCUUCUAAGAAUCAAGCAACGAUACUUUGGCGGCUCCUUGGCUUACGAUUGUUACAGUAUACAUGCUAUUACGAACAAUUCUCGAGAUUACAUUCUUCGAUGCUUCACUGACACGAGUCACACAUACAUCGGAAUAUUACCGAUCAUCUCACGUAAUUAUGUUGCAUGCGAUUCAUUCGCUGGCAACGUGUUCAAUAGCGCAGACACACACACGUGCACACGUAUACCUGCGCGCGUGUUUCUUUUUGUAUACCUAUGUAUGACUCACUAGGCGACAAAGCAGUUUUACGUUACACGUACGCUAGCGUAAAAUGAAUACCGCAUAGUUGCAUUAUCUCUCGCGUACGUCAAUAAGAUUGCACGUAGCUCGUUAUGGCUGUCUUGUAUACACACACGGCGCGAGUUCCGUAAUUACAUUGAGUUUUCCGACCAACGUCUCUCGGCUAUCUUAAUCGCAUCGGGAGGAAGUAGGCUGAGGAUGAAGGAUGAGGGAUGGCGGACGAAAAAUAUGUUUGAACAAGCAGCAUCAGCAUCAGCAUCCGCAGCAGCAGCAGAAGGGGAAGAACCACUAGUCACAAUUAUUCUUCGCAACGCGUAAUUCAGUUUCUCAUAAGCGCUGUCUCCAUGGAAAAAAGCGCGCGAAAAGAAGGGCGCGCUACGGGUAUCAGGUGAUACACGCUAAUUACGUGUUCGCUUAAUAAUUACGACGCAUACAUAGACGCGGUACGGGGUACUCUCGCGUACUAUUAAUCAAGCCCCUCGUUUCGCCGUAUAUAGCCAUGGGAAUAAUUGAAGUUUUGACGAGUUCCCACUCUAAUGAUAUCGUUCGAGAAAUAAGAAAGCACCGCGCGCAGAUUCACGCCCUGCUCCACCUUCACUACCAAUGUCCUUGAAGAUGAAAGGGCGAAUUGGCGCGUGGAUCGAUGAUCGUUAAUUACCUCGGGAAACCUUGGCGAAGACGGCAGCAGGGUAAAUCGUUGCACAAGUCGACAAAAUGUUGUUCUCGUGUAGCGAGAAUCUUGAAGAUUUGUGUAAACACCAAGAAUCUCAUAAUCAAGAAUCAUGCAGUUUCGUGAUUUUCGAAACAUUACAAUUAUUUAAAAAUUUGCAAAUUAAAAAAUUGUUAUUUCUAUAAUGAAAAUCCGGCCGAUAUUCGUGUCGUUGUACAUUAAGUUACACCUGCUUAGUUUCUUUUAUGCUUUCAAAUGGUUUCUGCUUUUACAUCUAUUAUUUGAAUUAGCAUAAGAGACUUGAUAAGACAGAAAAUCGUAUUACUAGUAAUUAUUCCAAGUUCCACACGACUAACCCUCAUUUACCUUCUUCGACAUGUACAAGAUUAUUAACCGCGAAGCAAUUAAACUGGUAACCGUACUAUUAAUGCUUAGAAACCGGAAUUUAUUCCGGAAUCUGGAGUCGAUAGUAACCUUUAUCGUUGACCGUGACUGUUAUCGCCAUGUAUGUUUAUCGAUUAUUUAUAUAUAUUAACGCGUUUACGAUCACUUUUUUAAAAAGCCAUCCUUGGAUGCUAUUUAACAAGUGAUACAUAAGUAUUAUAAUAUAAAAGUUAGAAAGUCAUGUUCAAAUUCCUUCGUUGUUUCUAACAAUUUGCUCCACUUCUAAACGCAAACGUUACAGAAUUGGCAAUUUAACAAUUAAACGAGCUUAAAUUUGUUUUUCUUUUCUCGGUAUUAUAUUUUUCAACAGUUUAACAUAACUAAUAUCGCGAUUGCUAUGUGUGAAACGUGUGUUUUCUAAAACGAUACAAAAUCAUGCGUUUAAAAAAGGUUGUCUGAAAAUGUAAAAAAGGCUCUUUUCUAUUUGUUUUUUUGUUGUCGAUACUUUGACGUUUGUUAAGUAAAACCGCGCAACGUGCGUUCUGGUCCAUCUCAUGCGUGCAUAUGUGUGCAUACGUGCAUGGGUGCGCAGACAUCGAGAAGAGGAGGAGGACCCCUUCGCGAGGACGGACGAGCAGCGGAACGGUUCGCGUUAAGGCCCGAGGCCCGAAGGAGAAUCAGUCCCGAUCGCCAUGGUAACCAUGCUGCGAGUCGCGUAAGUCGCGUUUCCCCUCGCCCGCCUCACGUCGCGCCCUCCGUUCGUCACGAAACUCCGAUCGUGUGGUAUCGUGUGGUUUCGCGCGCGCUCGGCCGGCUUCGCCGCGCGUUCGGUCGGCUUCGUCGCGCGCGAGCGAGGCCAACCAGUGACGACGCAGCGGCGGCACGGCAGUUGAGCAGUUGUACGCGCGACCAGUUUGAUUUCACACGUAUCUGCGACGGUUGGUGUUCCGGCGUGUGUUUUUGCCUGCGUGAACGCACGUACAUACCCGGCGUACAUUUGUGCUCUUGUCGUUCUCUCGCGUGUCGCGUGACUCCGACCGUGUACACUGUCGUUCGUACGUGAGUUUCGUCAUCCGCGCUCCGAGCUCUGAGCUCCGGUGCGACGCCGAAACGGAGCGGAGUUUCGGUGGACCAGGCUGCUGCUGCUGCUGCUGCUGCUGCAUUGCGGAGUAGAGUGUUUUGCGCCCAGAGGCAAAUACCUGUGCCCGCCGUCGACUUUCGAGCCGAGCCUUGUUGUUUUUCACCUCGGCGGCUGUCCUCGAAGUGCAGCGUGUCUCGUCGCGCGCGUUUCCAUUUCCGGACAGCAGGGGGUGAGACGCGAUGAUUCUCUAGAGUAAUUGGAAUCCGUCAUUCCUUUUUGCGGCGCCGCAGGAACUCCCGUUGAUUUUCGCCUCGCGAUCGGAGUGUGAGUCGCGCCGUUUCUAACCUUUAUCGCAGUGUCAAAACCACCUGUGGAUCUCGCCGUCACGUUACAGCAGUACAGUGAGAGUGACAACGUCCGACAUUUGCGACACGCCGUGUGAGAGAGAGAGAGAGAGAGAGAGAGAGAGAGAGAGAGAGAGAGGUUGUCGGCGAUGCCGGCAACGAUGGCGACGAUGCGUGACGAUUAAAGGAAGGGCGCGAGCCUCUUAGGAAGAAGAGCUCUGCUGAAAAACGCGCGCACCCUCGCCGAUCGCUCGAGCGAUUGAUGAUGACCAUGUUCGGCACUCUCGUGCAGAGGCUCACCUCGCCGGUGACCUCGCCGACGAGCCCGCGACGGCGCUUCAAGUCGCCGUCACGCUGGGAAGUGCAGAGUGACCCGGAAGACGACUCAGCUACGCCCGUGAGGAAGUCCCGGGCCAAGCAUCUGUUGGACAAGCGCAAGAGUAAGAGCAGGCCGCGCGCCCUGCACUCGUCGCAGUCGGACCACCUGCCGACCUGCAGCGCCGGCAACGGAGCCUGGUACGACGUCGCCUUUCCGCCACUGAGAGGCACCAAGAGCCUCGGCAGGCUCGACGGCAUGAAAGAGGUUCAGAGGCUUGCCGAGUACGAGAGAUACUUGGGACAGGAAGCGAGGAGCUUGAUAGACAACGAGUGCAUUGACAGCGGGUCGGUCCUCCACCGUGGACAGUUAGAGGGUGAUCUUCACCGCAUCCAAGAGCUGUUCCCCGGCGACAACUUGCGGCUGCACGAGAGAGACGUCGUCACGACGAAAACGAAGAAUAUGUUACGUAAGAGAAAUGGCAGUACUCCAGUCAGACUGACGAGAGGACUUUCUCAGAAAGCUCUGGAUACUACGGAUAGUUCCCCGUCUCCGACAAAAUCGCCGACUAGAACUUUUCUCCUAGAAACACCAGUCCAGUUCACCACGGGUGUGCAAUCCCAGGAGAGGCACCUCUUUCUCUUCACCGAUUUGCUGCUGAUCGCGAAAGCUCGUAGCAGCGGGAACUUUAAGCUGAAGCAAAUCGUGAAAAUGAGCGAACUGUGGCUUACGGCCGGUCACAUAGAAGACGUGGCGGAGACUAGCAAGUCCGCGGAAACUAGUUUUGUCAUUGGCUGGCCCACCACGAAUGUUGUAGCGACUUUCAUGACUGCUGCAGCGCGAGAUCUCUGGUGGGGACGUUUAAACGAUCUCGUGCGAGAGGAAAGCAUGAAGGAGCCACCGGAAACGAACAUUCAAGUCGUGUACCACGACAACGACACGCACACCGACUACUUCAAGACGAUCAAGGCUCGCUCUGAUAUGACGGCGCAUGACUUCGUGAAGGAAGUAAUGCCGUUGUGGGGUCUUCAAGGACCUUUUCAGCUUUGGGCCCGAACGUUCCCAGAGGAGCCGCCGUAUCCGUUGAUAGGUCACGAACGACCGUUUGCCGUAAAGAUGUCGCGUCUACGACAUAUGCUAUCGGCAGAUGAGGGUUUUGAUCUGGUGCACAUCAACAACAGCGGGGUCGACCUGUGUCCCUUCAUUCUCAGGCCAGUAAUGAAGACACCCGCGAAGAAGAACAAUCGGUCGAAGAUAACCGGUCUGUUGCGUCGCUCGCUGUCGUUGAACACGAAUCUCUUCGGUGUACCUCUGUCGCGACUGGACGAGAACGGAUUGCCUAAACCUGUUCUUGUGAUGCUGCAACAAUUGUUCGCAAAAGGUCCGUUUAUGCAGGGAAUAUUUCGCAAAUCCGCGAAUGUUCGAAUCGUUCGAGAGUUGCGAGAACAGAUCGAAUCCACGGGAGAUCCUAGUUGUCUGGAAGAUGCGCCGAUUAUAGCGGUGGCGGCUUUGCUGAAGGACUUCUUGAGGUCUUUGCCGGAUCCCCUCUUGACCUUCCAUCUGUUUCCUCUCUGGAUGGAAAGCUUGAAUACACCGAAUCCUGUUCAAACUAUAAAAAGCAUUUUAGAUAGACUGCCGAGGGCAAAUUUCACGUUACUUUCUCAUUUAAUUUGCGUGUUACACCAUGUGGCGAGACGAUCGAAACGCAAUCUUAUGUGCGCCAGUAAUCUUGGCGUUUGCUGCGGUCCAAGUUUACUUUGGUCUUCAAAUCCAUCGGUGAAUCAGAGUAGAGCGAUCCCGACAAUCACGGAAAUGUUAAUCCGUCAUUGCGAGGAUUUGUUUGGUACUAAUGUUACACAGCUCCUCGGAGAAGACACACGUAGCGAUAGUGGAGCUGAAGAAAGCACCGACAGUCUUCAUUCAGGUGGAAUAUCGUUAGAUAGUCUGGACCUGACGGAGGCACCGCGUAGAGAUCCCAUGUCCUUGUCAAGAGACUCAGGCUUGACCUUGUCAGAUUGUCAAUUGUUCAUCCCUGAAUCGCCUGUAGGCUCGGAAGAUUCUGCCCCUAAUGCCCCAACAUCUACCAAUUACGAUAAGUCUUUUGCGAAGGAAGAAAAAUCUAAUGGCAAAAUCUACAUGCCAGUCUAUAGAUGCGGUUGGGAGGAAAGAAUGAAUGGUUAUGCAUCCGGCACUCAUAACCAUACAAACAACACGGAGCACAACUUCAGAGAGGAAAAGACUAACGGGUGUUAUCCCAAUCCGUCUCAAUCAUCUAAUUUUCAACGACAAGAUUGGCUGCGAGCACAGCUCAAAAGAACGCCUAGAACGAACAAAUUGGAUGAGAAUGAGCAUAAAAAGGAGAGAUUCAGCGACAAGGAUGCAUAUGAUAGGGAGUACCUAAGGCAGGACACAAUGAAAGAAAACGUGGAGAACUGCAAGGCUUAUCGGAAUAGACAGUUGAAUGUAAGCUACGAUAUAUUAUCGGAGGAUUACAAUAACAAGAACUUGCAGCAGGAUAUCCGAAACGCUGAACGGGUGUCGAUUCACAACUCAGAGCAGGAUUUAACAAGUGGCGGUGAUACACCCCGUUCCGGCAGUGAUUGCUAUGAAUUUAAGAAGGUUAAAUCUUCCGAAGUCCAGUACGUAAGUCUGGAAUCUCCGAUAUCGGAGAAAGAGCGACGUCGUCAAGCCCGCGAUUGUGAAUUGUACGAUGACUUUGUUAGAGUAAAAGCGAUAUACAUGGAAGCGUUAAAAUACUGCAAAAGUAAAGAUUCGAAUGGUGAAUCCGAUGGUAAAAUUACGUACUGCGAGGACAGGAGUCGAUCAACUGAGGUUUAUGGAACCACGGAUGUAAACAAUUCUUAUAAGAGCGUGGUCGACCUCAGCGAGGAUGAGCAGGAGGAAAGAACUACAGCAUGGCCGGACACACCACCUCCAUUGCCACCAAGACUCAGACAUCUGCCGCCGGUGCACAUGAACCUCGAGGACAGGCAUAAAGUGGCGGGUAGGUCCAGAUCUCUACCACCGCCACCGCCUUAUCGACCUCCACCGCAACCUCGCGCUCCCAUUACCACGAGGCAUCUAGGAUUCGGCAGAUCCGUCGUCGACGAUGAGAGCUACGUCUGAGAAUUCGUCUUAAUCAUCGAAUAUAUCUUUUUUUUUCCUCCCAUUAUCCCGGCGUAUAUAAUGUCCAAGUCGUACAUUCACUACGGCAAUUGAACCUAGUCCAAACCGAAACAUGCAUUGUAUCGGGAUAGAGAGAUAGUGGCGAUUAAUCGCAUCGUCGCGAUUUUUCGUUAAGAGUGACGAGUACUUAUCGUCUCUUCUUUGAUCAAACUUAGAAAUAGCGAGAUAAACGCGAAACAAAGAGAGACGACGAAAAAUUCGUCGUUUAUUCAUUCAUCGACUGUUGACAAUAGAUCUUGGCCCGCGUUCUUGUAUUUUUGAUACUAAAUGUGCUCAUUCGAUAUCUAUUUUCUUGACUUAAAUUUUUUGCAUAAGCGAAAUUCUAAUUCUGAUGUGUACUCAGAGCUAAAUGCUGCGCUAAAUCGAGGACUCGGGCCUGCGACUGUCAUUCAGUGAUUCAGGGUGCUUCCACGAGCGUUAAUUCAUAUUAUUUUAGUAGGCUUAGUAUUCAUAUUUAGGUAGUUAACUAAGCAUAGACUAAAUAAACGGACAAUACUAGCCCCAAGACGAUACUAUGAGUAACUCUUUUCUUACACAAAUAACGUUUGUAAAACAUUAAUGAGAGAUGAAUUCUCUACGAGCGUUGAAGAAGUUUUGUGAAAAUACAAUCUGACGCUGCUUGUUAGCAACGCAAUAAAAAGCACAAUAAUGCGCUCGAUGAGUAUUAACGUUCUGUAAUAUGUUUUAUGGUGUCUUAACCAGUGGAAAUCUUUUAUUCUUAUAAAUCUUUUUUAAUGAAUACGUUCUUCAAAUCGAGUACAUUUUUAUAUUGAUGCAACAGCGUGUUUGUAUAUUUUAAGUUUACGAGAAAUUGAGAUUAGUUGCAAGAAAAUUACAAUGAAAGUUUUACGGAAUAGAAUUUGUUAUAAAUUUAAAAAAAAGUAAGAUAUUUCAUGUGCAUUUGCAAUUGAUAGCAAUUCAAAGUUGACUUUAAAUUAAGGAAGAUACUUUUUUUAAUAGCUCUGUUAACAACGCGUUGGUAACUGUGUUUUAACAAAAUUUUAUUGACAGAAUUAUUGAUUUCUUAAAUGUUUUUUUUUUGGCAUUUUUCUAAUAUUUUUUUGCGCUUGCAUUGAACGAAAAUAAAUCUUCCAUGUAAUAACAAAGAUAAACCCCGUUUUUAUGCUAAUCGUAACAUGAUUUGCAAACAUAAGAUACUGUGUGCGUAAGAUACAAUGUGCGUAAGAUACAAUUAUGAUGCAAUGAUUAUGUUCUAAUGAUUACGGGAUGCAACAAGCAUUGGGGUGUUAUAUACUGUACGACGAAUCUUUUGUCGGUCUUUGUAUAUAUUAAACUGUAAACUGUCAUCUCUUUUAUAUCGUUGAACUUAUGGUACGAUGUGUAACAUCUAUAAGAUAUGUAUACUUAUCUAAAUUAUAUAUGUUAUGCUAUAAAAAGCAAAUAUAUAUAUAUUUCGUAUUUUAUA
Molecule: messenger RNA, 7872 nt
Organism: Monomorium pharaonis (pharaoh ant)
Lineage: Eukaryota; Metazoa; Arthropoda; Insecta; Hymenoptera; Formicidae
Product: rho GTPase-activating protein 20
Exons: 8
Coding region: 3207-6386 (1059 amino acids)
Biological process (GO): signal transduction
Molecular function (GO): guanyl-nucleotide exchange factor activity; GTPase activator activity
Source: RefSeq, a predicted model, not a curated record